AUGCUGUCAGAUAACAUGAAACAAAAGAGCGAAAAGAAACUCAUUGCUGAUUUCGACGCUGUUUCAUUAUAUCCAUCAGCUAUAGCAAGACUUUAUACUUUAGAAGGUAUUCCAAAGGUUAUGAAGAAAGAAAUGUUAAGCACAGAGUAUCUCAUGAGACAUUUAUUCGAUGACGACCAAAAGGAACCCAUUGGUGAAAAGUUUAUGUCUGGCUUCUUUGUUCUCAUUAAGAUAACAGAGAUUGGAAUACAUAGACACUUUCCUUUAAUAGUUUGUGACCCUGAACUAAAUCCAGAACUUAACGUUCCCAGAAGUUCAAACACUUGCUGUUUAAUGUAUGUUGACCAUAUAACAUUACAAGACCUCAUAAAAUAUCAAGGUGUCAAAUGUGAAGUGUUGCAAGGAUACUAUUACGAUGGAAACAGAGAUAUUAGAAUAAGAGAUGAAGUAAAGAAGUUGUUUGAGUUAAGGUUAAAGUAUAAGAAAGAAGGAAAUCCUUUGCAAGAAAAUAUAAAGCUCAUUCUGAACAGUAUUUAUGGCAAAACUAUUCUAUCUCCUAUUGAGUCAAAAAUAACCAUAGUAAAUGACAAAGAUGCUAUAAGAUAUGCCAUCAGAAACUACAACCAUAUAGUGAAGUUCGAAGGUUUGGAUGGUUCAGAUAAAACUAUUUUCAAGCUAACGAAAAGCAUUUGCAGACACUUUAACUUCUGUCCACUUGGUGUUAACAUUCUGUCUAUGUCGAAGAGAAUAAUGUGUGAAGUAUUCUGUACUGCUGAGGACUUAGGAAUGGACAUCUUUUAUAGCGAUACGGACAGUAUGCAUCUCUACAAUGAAGAUAUCCCUCGUUUAGCUGAAGAGUUUGAGAAACGUUAUGGAAGAGUUCUCAUUGGUAAAAACCUUGGUCAAUUUCAUAGCGACUUUGCAGAAAUCACAAAAGAUAAACAAAGUUUAGCAUACAA
Molecule: messenger RNA, 959 nt
Organism: Trichomonas vaginalis G3
Lineage: Eukaryota; Parabasalia; Trichomonadida; Trichomonadidae
Product: organellar and viral DNA polymerase type B
Exons: 1
Biological process (GO): DNA replication
Molecular function (GO): DNA-directed DNA polymerase activity; nucleotide binding; DNA binding
Source: RefSeq, a predicted model, not a curated record